Molecule: messenger RNA, 705 nt
Organism: Lasiosphaeria miniovina
Lineage: Eukaryota; Fungi; Ascomycota; Sordariomycetes; Sordariales; Lasiosphaeriaceae
Exons: 1
Source: RefSeq, a predicted model, not a curated record
GCCGUCGAGGGCAUCACGAUGAAGUACAGGGACGUCAGCCUAACUCUCCUCGACUCGCCCGGCUUCAAGGACACAUAUCGCUCUGACACCGACGUCCUGUACGAGAUCUCGUCGUAUCUGGCCGGCACGUAUAGCCAGGGGUCCAAGCUUUCGGGCAUCAUCUACGUGCAUCCCAUCACCGACGUUAGGAUGGACGGGCCGUCGCUCCGCAGCCUGCGCAUGUUCUGAAAGCUCGUCGGGGAAGACUCCCUGGACAACAUCAUCCUGGCUACCACGCACUGGGGGGAGGUUGAAGAGGCGAUGGGCAGGCGCCGAGAGGCAGAUCUGGUGUCCAAGUUCUGGAAGCCAUUUCUGUAAGGCGGCGCUCGGAUGGUGCGCUACGACGGAGGCCGGGCGUCGGGCCUGGCGCUCGUGGACAUGCUUUUAAAUAAAAACCGGGUUGUUCUCGACAUCCAGCGCGAGACGGUUGACGAGAAAAAGGAGCUGAUCGACACAGAGGCAGGCCAGGUGCUGAACGAAGAACUGCGCAAGAUCCAAGCCAUGUACCAGAAGAAGCUGAAGAAGCACAAAGAGGAGCUGGAGCAGGCCGACGAGAAGUCCAAGAAGGAGAUUGCUGCCAUUAUGCAGGAGAUGGGCGACAAGCUCGCCGAAGCGGAGCGGGCCAGGGAAGAUCUGCGCCGUACGGGCACGCAGCACGACCGACAG